This is a messenger RNA of Sporisorium graminicola, 2580 nucleotides long. RefSeq lists its product as uncharacterized. The coding region runs from base 1 to 2580 and encodes 859 amino acids. The transcript has a single exon. Gene Ontology annotation, cellular component: nucleus; transcription regulator complex. Lineage: Eukaryota; Fungi; Basidiomycota; Ustilaginomycetes; Ustilaginales; Ustilaginaceae. Gene Ontology annotation, biological process: positive regulation of transcription by RNA polymerase II; negative regulation of transcription by RNA polymerase II. The record is from RefSeq and is a predicted model, not a curated record.
AUGAUGCCCAACAAUGCAUUCCACAUGCAGCAGCAACACAUACCUCAACAGCAGCAUCCCGCCACCAUGCAACAAAACGCCGCCUACAUGAUGCAGCCUUCCGUCUACGCUCAACAUCCCGCUGCUCACCAGCACCAGUCCCAGCCCCCCACACCACAGCUCCACCAGCAGAUGCAGCAAUCCAACCCGCACCACCAACAGCAGCUUUCCCAGCAACAGCAACAGCAACAGCAACAGCAACAGCAACAGCAACAGCACCUACAGAUGCAGCAACAUCCGCAGCAUCAGCAGCAGCAGCAGCUUCAGCAGCAACCUGUCGUCUAUGGUGGUGCAAACCCAGCCGCUCACAUGCAGAACCCCAAUAUGGCCUCGUCCGCUUAUCAUCCUACCAUGCAGCAGCACCAGGCGCAAAUGGCGAGGAUCGCGCAGGCUAACCAGCCACACAUGCUCAACGGCCAACCGCAGCAGCGUCCACCCUUGCCUGCCAACCUCGCGCUAGCUCAACAGCAGCAGCAGCAGCAGCAACAGCACCAACUUCAACUACAACAGCAACAGCAGCAUCAACACCAACAGCAGCAGUUGCAUCUCUUGCAGCAACAGCAGCAGCAGCAGUCUAAUCCUCAUGCUCCGCCGCAUACCCCGCAACAGCAACAUCAAGUCCUGUUGCAACAGCAGCAGCAGCAGCAGCAACAGCAACACAUGCCUGCACCGCCAUCACAGGUCAAUCUACAUUCGCAUCCGCAAGCACAGCAGUCUCAUCAAGCUCAACCCUCUUCCGCACCUCCGACCCACCAACAGCUCCCUCCCUCCACUCCUGGCCCCGCUCUCCACAAUCCUUCCAACUCGCAGCCCACCACCGCGCAUAACAGUCCGUUGCCCAACGCACUCGCACAACGUCCACCUCAACCUGGUCCCCAUCGUACUUCGACUCCCUUGCAGAACCCGGGCUCGGCAAUAUCCGCUACUCCCGCGCAAGCUAAUUCCGUAUCCAGUCCGCAGGUCAACGGACCCAUCCCCACGCGCCAAGCAUCCGUCCCUUUGAACCAAGCCGCGCCUUCCACUCCCACUCACACCAGACCACCAUCCGCCGCACCCACCCCCUCGCUACAGCCAGCAACCGCACCACAAUCUGGCCACAUCCCCCAACCCAACACCACUUCCCCAAUCUCGGCUCAGCUGUCCUCUGUUCCGCCAGGCUCAAAUCCCGCCAUCAACGGUGCCAUGUCAUCGGGUCUCAAUUCUGUUGACAGCUUAGCAGGAGCUCCAGGUCCCAACCCGCAGCUCCAGUCUCACUUCCACAGUGGCUCGGCUGUGCUCAGGUUGCUCCAGUACUCCGAAGGUCUUGGAUCCGGCAACAAUCGCGCAGAUAUCGACUAUUGGCGCUCGUUUGUCAACGAGUUCUUCAUCCCUACCGGCGUUUUCCGUCUGAUCCUUUGGAAUGCCACUUCCCGCGAGCAGAAGGGUUUCGAAGUGCCCACCUGCGUCUUGCCGCGCUAUCUGCUCACCAACUACGUCUCUGGAUUGCGUUCGUCGCAGCUGCAGCUCGAGAACCCAAGAGAGUACCACACCGGUUGGCCGCCCGUCAAUCCUUUGCCUCCGCCUCCGUCUUCGCACAAGUACCUCAACAGCUUUCCCUCGGCCGAUGUGACCCAUCAGGUCGACGUUGCGAAAGCCACGUUCCUGUCCAGCUUUGACAGUGGCUGGCAGGUGCAGAUGACGGGGCUGCUGCGUGCAUGCUUUGUCCCCUGGGCCUCGCCGCAGCCAGGCGACCCGGCCAAGAUGGAUGUGCAAUUGCGGCUUGAAUCGCUUGAUUUCACGGUUCACACGCACACGGGCUACAUCCCACGCGUAGCCAUCCAAAAGUCUAAAGUGGAACAUCCUCUGCCCAACAGCUUGGUGGCCAACAUCCUCAGCACAGGCGAUACCAACACAUCUGGCCAGAAUGGCGCCAAGACGGCUCAGUCAAGAGCUGGUCCGGGCGGCGUCGGUGGUCGCAAGGACGAAGCGGACGAUGCCAAACGCGACGAGAAUGGCGAGACGGUGGUCAAGAUCGAAGAGGGCUCCGGCUCGGGCGACGACGAAGCAAAGAGCCAGAGCGGCUUCACCGUGUCGGUGGAAAGGACCUUCUUGCCCGAGUACCCGGUCAACGAGUACGGCAUCAGCCUGCGUGCGAUGCGCUGCCUCGAGAUCACCGAAAGCGUAUGCCAGCUGCGUGACCUCAUCGACCUCAGCAUGCGCGACAAGUUGGGACCCAUCGACUCUCUGCGCAAGUUUGCCACGCAGUACAGGGAGAUCCAGUCCGGUCGUCCCAUGUCGCAGACAGGCGGUGCAGCCGCAGAUGCCAAUGGCACAAGUCAGCAGCAGCCAGCACGAGCCAGCAAUAACGCUACAACGCCAUCACAGAUGCCCGGUCGACCACCGAGUGCGCAAGGUGGUCCCACCGAGAACGGGAUCGCUUCCAACCACGCAUCACCAAGUGUAGCCAACGGUGUCUCUGGGCUCAAACGCAAGGGCAAGACGGCGCCUAGUCCGAGUCCCAAGCUGUCGAGCACUACCAAUCCGGCAAAGAGGCAACGAUGA